AUGCAAUACACAAGAUGUGUUGGGCAGGGUGAAUUGGCAUACCGCGGGGGGGGGGGGGGGGACGUGAUUCCUGAGGUCGGCGAACGAGAAAUCGAAGAAUGGUGUCAUCGCUUUGUGAAAGAUCCGUCAAAAAUCAAGAGUUUCUCACUUGACCGAGUGGUGGCCAACAUGGACACAGUGUGGGUCGAAGGGCAAUUACGCGCCCUGCUAGCAUCAACUCAAUACAAGGGUGUGCUUCACACAUCGUUUCCAGUAACCCAUACUAAGGUCGUGGUGCAGAACCAGCCUAAAACGAACAAGUUAAUGACGAGUAUGAAGAAAUUAUUCUUGGGAAAGAAAAAGUAUGAGGUCGUGCAGUCGGUUUGGCCCUUUGCGUCCGCCAAAAACGGUGAUGACGGGAGAAGAUGUGCCGUGCAAAGCGAGGAGGCAUGGUGGCGGGAGUGGCGCGACCCCAUCAAACACGCCAUCUCGCAAAAGGGACAAAAGGGCGCCUAUGUGACGAACGAAGACAAGUUAGAAGCGCUGAUGGAGGGCAAAGGCUGGGGUGUUUCUUCAAUCGACUGGGGCAGAGACGACACGGUAGAUAAGCCCGAGGAAGUCGAGUUGGAUGGUUAA
Messenger RNA from Colletotrichum truncatum, 615 nucleotides. NCBI's taxonomy places the organism in Eukaryota, Fungi, Ascomycota, Sordariomycetes, Glomerellales, Glomerellaceae. The record is from RefSeq and is a predicted model, not a curated record.